CGUCAACUCGCGAAGACACAAAAUAUGAGCUCACCUUUCACGUCCUGCAGACACUGCGCGCUCGCUCGCCAGCGGGGAUUCCGGCCGCUCUCUCCUGAGACCUCCCGCAUGUUUUCCCCUCCCAUAAUGGCCACGGCCGGCCUCCUUCCAUUGCUUGUGUGGGCGUAAUGGAGGUACUCUGGAAUAUAUAUGCGUGAGCAUACCUCCCCCCACCGCCCCACCGCCCCACACCCUUCCCCCUCCCCCCUGUGAACUAACUUCACUUCCCGAGUUUUGCGCUUGUCCCAUCCCAUCCCUAUUUCCUGUCCCUCACGUAUCUAUCUUUCGAGAGAGAGAUCACAUUGCAACCGACCGACCGACUGUCACUGGCCCCAUAGAUACAAUGUCCUACGGCUUCCCCCUUCAAGAGUACAUCGGCGUUCCUCCUAAAAAAGGGCACCCCGAACCCAUCGAGCGCGGCGACGACAUCGAGGUCGAUCCGAAACUGCUCGAAGAUGGCUAUGAUGAUGACUAUGAGAGUGCGGGCUACGACACCAGCACGGCGAGUCUGACCUCGUCGGUGAACGAGUACGUCUACGAGAAUGGCAGGCGGUAUCAUGCAUACUAUGGGAUGGAUAAGAACGUGAUUCCUACGGAUGAAACUGAGCAGGAUCGAAUGGACCUCCACCACGAAAUCUUCCUCAAGCUGGUCGGCGACCUUCACAAAGCGCCCAUCGGUCCCAAUCCCCAGGCAAUUCUCGACAUCGGCACCGGCACCGGGAUCUGGGCCAUCGACAUGGCCGACAAAUAUCCUAGCGCCGAAGUGAUCGGCAUGGAUCUCAGUCCCAUCCAACCCGGCUGGGUCCCGCCAAACUGCCGCUUCGAACUCGACGAUGCCGAGGAAGACUGGACGUACCAUCAAUGCAAGUUCGACUUCGUGCAUGCGCGGAACGUCGCGCAGGCGAUCAACAACUGGCCAAAGCUGAUGCGGCAGAUCUACCGGGCCACCAAACCCGGAGGCUACGUCGAGCUCGCCGAGCUCAACACAGUGAUGCGCAGCGACGACACGACGGUGCGGGAUACACACGGGCUCAAGAUCUACAUGGACAAGCUCGGGGAGGCGAUGGUGAAGCUCGGCCGCCCCGCGAACAUCAGCGACACAUUUCUUAAAUCAGCGCUCACGCGCGCGGGGUUCGUCGACGUCACCGCCAUCCGCUACAAGCAGCCGAUCGGCCCGUGGCCCAAGGACGAGCGCCUCAAAAAGAUUGGCAUGAUGUGUUUGCUGUCCGCUAGCACGGGGUAUCAUGCGUAUGGCAUGAUGGCGUUCACCAGGAUACUCGGAAUGGAUCCUAAGGCCGCUGAUGACCUCUGUAACGAGGCCGCUGCCGCGUCGAAGAAUAAGAAUAUCCAUGGGUAUAAUUACUUCUGGGUGGUGUACGGACGGAGGCCGUUGUGAUGUGAUGGAUGGAUGGGGGUAUUAUGGGUUCAAGCCUCUCUUUCGGUAUUACGCGGAAGGUACGGAGGGGCGGAUACAUAGCCGCUUGAGUUUGAGGUUUGAUCGAUUGGCGUUUAUGUUAGCUGUUUCGGCAGUUCUUUGGUUUGGUUUCGUAGUUUAUACCUGCGGGAAUAAUAUCCCUACCUAUCGUGAAUCACAUACCCCUUUGACUUAACUCGCCUAAUGAAUCAGG
Molecule: messenger RNA, 1667 nt
Organism: Tricharina praecox
Lineage: Eukaryota; Fungi; Ascomycota; Pezizomycetes; Pezizales; Pyronemataceae
Product: methyltransferase
Exons: 7
Coding region: 383-1435 (350 amino acids)
Molecular function (GO): methyltransferase activity
Source: RefSeq, a predicted model, not a curated record